Messenger RNA from Megachile rotundata (alfalfa leafcutting bee), 3670 nucleotides. It is a transcript of the gene Got1, whose product is annotated as Glutamate oxaloacetate transaminase 1. Gene Ontology annotation, biological process: L-aspartate biosynthetic process. Gene Ontology annotation, cellular component: cytosol. NCBI's taxonomy places the organism in Eukaryota, Metazoa, Arthropoda, Insecta, Hymenoptera, Megachilidae. The record is from RefSeq and is a predicted model, not a curated record. Gene Ontology annotation, molecular function: pyridoxal phosphate binding; L-aspartate:2-oxoglutarate transaminase activity.
UACCAUUUUAUGGUUACAACUCGAGUCAGAGCCGGCUUUAUGGAGAAGAAAAGUUUAGUCGAACAUUUUAUCAAAUAUCGAGUUGAAAUUCGUACAUUUUACAAUAAUAAUAACUGCUCCAUCAAAUAACAUUUUAUAUUUAAACAGGUGUUCGUCCAAUGUCACGUGAAUCAAGCCUUUUAAGUACAUACAUACAUUGCAUGUAAAGGAUGUAACAACUAAACGUCAAACAUAACAUGUAAUGCACACAUAUGAAGUUAAUUUAAAUUCAUCAACGGUACAAGUUUGUGCACACGUACUGUACCUUAUUUUCCAUGACAUCAGUUGAAUCCGGCUAUGUGAGCUCAGAAGCUUCUUAUCUAUAACAUCUGAAAUUAAAAAUCAAAAACGUAGCAUAUAACGAUUAUAUGAGUAUAAGAAUAAACGUACAAAGAUGACAUCAAGAUUUACUGAAGUCAAGUUGGGACCUCCAAUAGAAGUUUUUGCCCUUCAGAAAGCAUUUUUAGAAGAUAAUUACGAAAAAAAAGUAAAUUUAUCUAUAGGAGCUUUUCGUACCAAUGAAGGAAAACCUUGGGUAUUACCAGUUGUUCGAAAAGUUGAAAAAUCUUUAGCUGCAGAUGAACUACAAAAUCAUGAAUACCUUCCAGUUUUGGGAUUAGAUGCUUUUAGUCAUGCAGCAACAAGUCUAUUGCUGGGUGCAGAUUCACCUAUAAUUGCACAAGGUCGUGCUUUUGGUAUUCAAACAUUAUCUGGUACUGGAGCAUUACGUGUUGCAGCUGAAUUUUUGAGUCGUAUUUUACAUUAUGACACCUUUUAUUAUAGCAAGCCAACAUGGGAGAAUCACAAACUUGUAUUCGUAAAUGGAGGAUUUAAGAAAGCUUGUGAAUACACAUAUUGGAAUCCAGAUACUCGUGGCAUUAAUAUAGAAGGAAUGCUUAAAGAUCUUGAGGAUGCUCCAGAGAAUGCUGUAAUUAUUUUUCAUGCAUGUGCACAUAAUCCUACUGGAUGUGAUCCAACUCCUGAACAAUGGUCAAAAAUAGCAGAUGUAGUUGCAAAAAAACGUUUGUUUCCACUUUUUGAUAGUGCAUAUCAGGGUUUUGCAAGCGGUGAUAUAAAUAAAGAUGCAUUUGCUGUAAGAUUAUUUGCUGAUCGUGGAAUAGAACUUAUGUGUACACAAAGUUUUGCUAAAAAUUUUGGAUUGUACAAUGAACGAGUUGGGAAUUUAGUAACUGUUGUUUCAAAUAUAAAAGAAGUACCUCAAAUUAAAUCCCAGUUAACUUUAAUUGUUCGUGGAAUGUACAGUAAUCCACCCAACCAUGGAGCAAGGAUAGUGGCAACUGUAUUGCGAAAUCCAGAUCUUUUCAAAGAAUGGAAAGGCCAUAUACUUACUAUGUCUAGUAGAAUAAAAGAAAUGAGGACAAGUUUGUAUGAAAGACUGGUUAGAUUAGGAACUCCUGGUUCUUGGGAACAUAUUACUCAACAAAUAGGAAUGUUCUCUUAUACUGGUCUCACUGAGAGACAAGUUGAACAUUUAAUAAAUCAAUACCACAUUUACCUAUUACGAAGUGGUCGAAUAAAUAUGUGUGGGCUUAAUGAUACUAAUUUGGAUUAUGUGGCAAAUGCAAUCUAUGAAACCGUUUUAUUGUUUCCUCAGCAUAAGACAAAUUGUACGUGUUAAAAUGGAUGAUUGGAACAACAAGCUGCUUGUCAUAUAAUAAGUAUGAGAUACUGCAGUUCUAAAAUUGAAAAUAUUGUUAAAGCAUGGCAAUAUUUUAUGUGCAUUCAAGUUAGAAAUGUCAACUUAGAAGUGUUAAAAUUUCAUACGAAUUUUCUUUUUGUUAUGAUUUUAUUAAAAUCUUUUAUUUUCGUUACAUAGUUAUUAUAAUGUCUAGAUAUCAGGAUAUUUAGGAUUGCUUUUAAUCAAAACAUCGGGAUAUUUUGUUUACAAAAUUUUAUUACUGAAAAGUUCAAAAGAUAACACGAAUUCUAUUCUAUGGAAGAACCAUAUCAUUCUUUUAUGAAACGCCUUGUAUAUAAAAGUACAAAAUGUUACAAAGUAUUAUGAAUUGCCAAAUUUUACAAUCGCUUAUUAUUAAAGUGUUUCAGUUGAGCUUAAUAGUUUAUAGGGUAACAAUAAAUAUUUACAACAGAUAUUCAUUUUGAUACUAUGUUUUUACAAAGUUUUAAAAUGAAUAAGAUGUUGAUCAUGCAAAUUACUAACAUUUAGUAACUUUCCAUUAAAACAAUAUUAUUUUUUUAAUCAUAUAAAACAAUAGAUUGUUAGAAUUUUUAAAGGAUAUUCAAAAGAUGAGCAUCUUUGUACAUGAAAAUGUUAGUAUCUUUUGUAAAUUUUUUAGAAAAAUAUUUUUUUUUAAAUAUAUAUUUUCUAUAAACAAUUAUUCUUUUUAUAAAAUACAAUAUUGACUAUUCAGUGUUCAAUAAUUUUACAAUAACUAAAUACAUAUAAGCAUAAUUUAUGAAUAAUGAUAUUCACGACUGAAGAAAUAGUAACUAUAAAAUAAAUUAAAACAUAGAACUUAAAUUAUUUUAAUAAUAAGCGAUUAAUUUGUUACUGAAAAUUUAUUAUUUAUCCACAUAAAAAGUAACAUUUUACCAAAGUAACAAAACUAUAAAAAUUUCAAAUGUUACAAUCCAUUGUUACUGUUAGUUCCUGUUUAAAACUUUACCCCAAACAAAAAGAUCAAUUGUCAUUUCAUAUAAUAUGUAAGAAAAAAACUUUAAAUAUAACAAUACUCUAUUUUUUCUAUAGUAAAAAAAGUACAUAUAGCAUUUUCUUAUAAUACAGAUAUUAUUGUAUGUACAUAUAUUAUACAAAAAAAUAGCCAAUUUUGUUUCCUAAAUGCUUCCAGCAGUUUAUGUACUGUACAAAUGUAAAAAGAACUAUGAAAAUUGAUCUAAUGGUCAAUAUUAAUUACAUUCUGUACAUCACUUCCAAUACUAUAUGAUCACAAUACAGUCAGAUUUCUUAUUUCUGCUUCUUUUUACAAUUUUAUUAUAUACAUUCAGUUUGUUCAUACAAUUUAUACAUUAGAAAUAUUUUGAAUAUUAAUAUAUUACAUAAAAAGAGAAUUAUAUACAUUUGUUACAUUUACAGAGUAUAUACAUAUCUACACACAUAUAUAUAUGUAUAUAUAUACAUAUCUAUAAAGAUACAUAUAUUUUUAGUAACAUUAUUAUGCAAUUUAAAGUUAGAAACCUAAAUUGCUCCUUGUUCAAAAAUCUGGACCAAAUUCCAAACUUGAAAAUUCUUGUAAACAUUACUUGAAAGUUUAAAUCAUCUUAUAUGUACUGCCAAAUUUGAUAGCUUGAAUGUGCAAUGAUAAGAAUUACUUUUUUAUGUAUUUACAUGAAGUAAAUAGGAUGCAGAGUACCAUGUGUAUUUUAUAAAGGAGUGUAUAAUUUUGUAAAGAUGAUACAACCAAACACCACCUUAGCUUUAAUGUAUAUGUAGUCAAAAUUAAAGUAUUACCACAGAGAUUUAGGUUUACAUAGAAGUAGAAUUGUAAAGAGUAGAAUUAUAUAUGUAAAUUAUAUAAGUGUUAUGUGUCUUUAUUUGCAUAUCACUAACUACAUAAGAGAUAUAACAAACAAAGUAUUGAUUGUAGAACAAAAUGUAAUAUGAGAGCAACAAUAGAACAUGUACAAGAUU